UCUUUAUUAUUCCUUCAUAAAUAAUUACCAGGAUAGGAUAGCAUCCAAUCUCCUUAAAUAUUGAAUUCUGCGGGCGAAAUACACACAACAUUUCCUCCUAGCUCCAUCAAUUCUCCAAUCUCGCAUCCCCUCAUCCAGCCCAAAAAAAAUCCCAAUAGAUCUCCGGCCAAUGUCCCACGGCAGGGCGGCAGCACCCUUCGGCACGCGGUUCGAGGCGGCAGGCGGCGACGCGUACAGCGGCAUGGAGCUGUCGAAGCCGCGGGCGGCCGAGUACGACACGGACGACGACGGGCGGCCGCGGCGCACGGGCACGGCGUGGACCGCGAGCGCGCACAUCAUCACGACGGUGCUCGGGUCCGGCGUGCUGUCGCUGGCGUGGGGGGUGGCGCAGCUGGGCUGGGUGGGGGGCCCCGGCGUCAUGGUGCUCUUCGCCGCCGUCAUCUACUACACCUCCGCGCUCCUGGCCGACUGCUACCGGACCGGGGACCCGGUCUCCGGACCCCGAAACCGCACCUACAUGGCCGCCGUCCGCGCCACCCUGGGCGGCGCAAAGGUCAGGCUCUGCGGCGCCAUCCAGUUCGCCAACCUCUUCGGCAUCGGCAUCGGCAUCACCAUCGCCGCCUCCGUCAGCAUGCUGGCGAUCAAGAGGGCGGGGUGUUUCCAUUUGGAAGGGCACAAGAGCGAGUGCAAGAGUUCGAUCACCCCAUACAUUGCCAUCUACGGCAUCAUGCAGGUCGCCUUCUCGCAGAUCCCCGGGCUGGACAACAUGUGGUGGCUCUCCACCGUCGCCACCGUCAUGUCCUUCACCUACUCCACCAUCGGCAUCGCCCUCGGCGUCGCGCAGAUCAUAGCGAACAAAGGGAUCCAGGGGAACCUCACCGGCAUCGUCGUCGGCAUGACCGCCGCAGGCACGAGCGUCACGGCGAUGGAGAAACUCUGGCGCAGCCUUCAGGCCUUCGGCAACAUGGCCUUCGCCUACGGGUUCUCCAUCGUCCUUCUCGAGAUCCAGGACACGCUGAAGGCGGCGGCGCCGUCGGAGGCGAAGGUGAUGAAGAAGGCGACGGCGGUGAGCGUGGCGGCGACGACGGUGAUCUACCUGCUGUGCGGGUGCGUGGGUUACGCAGCGUUCGGGGACGGCGCGCCGGACAACCUCCUCACGGGCUUCGGCUUCUACGAGCCCUUCUGGCUGCUGGACGUGGCCAACGCCGCCGUGGCCGUGCACCUGGUGGGCACCUACCAGGUCAUCUCCCAACCCGUCUUCGCCUACGUGGAGCAGCGGGCGGCGGAGGCGUGGCCCGGGAGCGCGUUCGUGGGCGAGAAGGAGGUCCGGCUCUGGCCGACCCAGUUCCGGGUGUCCGUGUGCCCGCUCCGCCUGACCUGGCGGACCGCCUACGUGUGCGUCACCACGGCCGUGUCCAUGCUGAUGCCCUUCUUCGGCUCCGUGGUGGGGCUCAUCGGCGCCAUCUCAUUCUGGCCGCUCACCGUCUACUUCCCCGUGGAGAUGUACAUCGCGCAGCGAGGGGUGGCCAGGGGCAGCCGGACGUGGAUCUUCCUCCAGACGCUCAGCGCCGUCUGCCUGCUCGUGUCCCUCGCGGCCGCGGCAGGAUCCGUCGCCGAUGUCGUGGCCGCGUUCAAGGAACACAACCCGUUCUGCUGGAGGUGCUAGCUGAACCGGAUUUUCACCCCGGUUCUGAAAUUUGCGAGGAACCUUUUUACUACUACUGUACUGUACUUACUUUGAUGUACUACUCCUCUAGUUCAACUGUUCUGGUACUAGCUCCCAGUACUGCUUGUUGUAUAGAGUCAGCCAGGGGCUUUCGCCGGGCGGGCGGACAGAGUCUCAGAUGUUUUCCGUUUCUUUUUUCCUUGCUGAACAGCACAAGUGCGGCCGGUUGGAAUAGUCGUGGCCUUGUCGUUCUUGUGGCCCCCGUGGAGUGUGGACGACAUGCCACUGGCAUUUAAACGUGUUCUCUUUCUUUCC
Molecule: messenger RNA, 1981 nt
Organism: Brachypodium distachyon (stiff brome)
Lineage: Eukaryota; Viridiplantae; Streptophyta; Magnoliopsida; Poales; Poaceae
Product: amino acid permease 3
Exons: 4
Coding region: 170-1666 (498 amino acids)
Cellular component (GO): plasma membrane
Source: RefSeq, a predicted model, not a curated record